AUGGCUUCAAGUCAUCAACCCGCAGCACCGAUUAGCUUGACAACCCCUCCAGCGCAAAGCCCACCCACACAAACUUCUCCUGUACAAGAAAACCCAACGGCCGCUGAUCAGAACCCUCGGCCCCGACAGGAUACCAAACGUGUGCUUACGGCUAAUGCAAGUGGCAUCUCAAACCAUCUCCAAUGGACAAUGAUCCCACUGCAUUCAACAAAUUCGCUGAUCUCUUCUCCGUCCAACUCUGGCAGUGGGUUGGGUGCCAUUGAGAUCCAGCAUCCUGCUGAUGAGCACCGUCGAUUCACGGUCGCAUCGAUGGCUUAG
Messenger RNA from Penicillium bovifimosum, 318 nucleotides. RefSeq lists its product as uncharacterized. The coding region runs from base 1 to 318 and encodes 105 amino acids. The transcript has a single exon. The record is from RefSeq and is a predicted model, not a curated record. Lineage: Eukaryota; Fungi; Ascomycota; Eurotiomycetes; Eurotiales; Aspergillaceae.